AUGGAUCAGAAAACCAAAACUAGGCCCACAGGGGGCAGGUCGGGGAGUGUCCGGAGCGCACGGCGCUGUGUCUAUUCUCUGCCCCCCAGGGCCCACAGGGGGCAGGUCGGGGAGUGUCCGGAGCGCACGGCGCUGUGUCUAUUCUCUGCCCCCCAGGGCCCACAGGGGGCAGGUCGGGGAGUGUCCGGAGCGCACGGCGCUGUGUCUAUUCUCUGCCCCCCAGGGCCCACAGGGGGCAGGUCGGGGAGUGUCCGGAGCGCACGGCGCUGUGUCUAUUCUCUGCCCCCCAGGGCCCACAGGGGGCAGGUCGGGGAGUGUCCGGAGCGCACGGCGCUGUGUCUAUUCUCUGCCCCCCAGGGCCCACAGGGGGCAGGUCGGGGAGUGUCCGGAGCGCACGGCGCUGUGUCUAUUCUCUGCCCCCCAGGGCCCACAGGGGGCAGGUCGGGGAGUGUCCGGAGCGCACGGCGCUGUGUCUAUUCUCUGCCCCCCAGGGCCCACAGGGGGCAGGUCGGGGAGUGUCCGGAGCGCACGGCGCUGUGUCUAUUCUCUGCCCCCCAGGGCCCACAGGGGGCAGGUCGGGGAGUGUCCGGAGCGCACGGCGCUGUGUCUAUUCUCUGCCCCCCAGGGCCCACAGGGGGCAGGUCGGGGAGUGUCCGGAGCGCACGGCGCUGUGUCUAUUCUCUGCCCCCCAGGGCCCACAGGGGGCAGGUCGGGGAGUGUCCGGAGCGCACGGCGCUGUGUCUAUUCUCUGCCCCCCAGGGCCCACAGGGGGCAGGUCGGGGAGUGUCCGGAGCGCACGGCGCUGUGUCUAUUCUCUGCCCCCCAGGGCCCACAGGGGGCAGGUCGGGGAGUGUCCGGAGCGCACGGCGCUGUGUCUAUUCUCUGCCCCCCAGGGCCCACAGGGGGCAGGUCGGGGAGUGUCCGGAGCGCACGGCGCUGUGUCUAUUCUCUGCCCCCCAGGGCCCACAGGGGGCAGGUCGGGGAGUGUCCGGAGCGCACGGCGCUGUGUCUAUUCUCUGCCCCCCAGGGCCCACAGGGGGCAGGUCGGGGAGUGUCCGGAGCGCACGGCGCUGUGUCUAUUCUCUGCCCCCCAGGGCCCACAGGGGGCAGGUCGGGGAGUGUCCGGAGCGCACGGCGCUGUGUCUAUUCUCUGCCCCCCAGGGCCCACAGGGGGCAGGUCGGGGAGUGUCCGGAGCACCUCUCUGAGCUGAUCUCCCCACCCUCUCCCUUGGCCGGGGAUGGAGCAUGUGGCGUAUCCACGCUGGGAGACACAGGAAGCGCCCGACCGUGGCGGCGAAGGGCCCACGUGGCCCCGGACAGCUGUGCUCCAGGCCAUGCUCUGCUGCACGGGGAAGUGAAAGCAUCUCUAGGUCUUUCCAGUGGCGGCUCCGCCCUUGGCCCCGCAGUGUCUCUCUCCGGCACCGGCCGCCUCGCACGAGCCGGGGACGAUGGUGCGUGGGGCCCUGCUGGCGUUGCUGUGGCUGGCCGGAGUGGAGCUGCUCCUGGAGGUGCCUGGGGAGCGAAUCGGGGCUUGCAGAUGGAAGUGCAUGAAGUUUGUCCAGAUGUGGCCGGGAUCGUUCUGUGUGGUGAG
Messenger RNA from Pelodiscus sinensis (Chinese soft-shelled turtle), 1591 nucleotides. The record is from RefSeq and is a predicted model, not a curated record. Lineage: Eukaryota; Metazoa; Chordata; Testudines; Trionychidae.